AUGUCGUUUAAGAUUCCGCGAGUCUGUAUCCAACGCAAAUUAUUUGAUGCUAAUUUAGAUGGUUUUCAAAACAAUCAAAAUUCACAGGACAUAAGUUCAAGUGUUCAACCUAAUAGCAGCAUUCAUCAGUCUAAAGAUGAAUUCGAAGACCAGUCGAGUCACAGUCAUUCAGAAUAUAACUCAUCUUUCUGGACUUCACUUCGUAAUAUUUGGAAACACUCUGAUCGCGAAGACACAAGCUCGAUUACAGAAAAAGACGAUGAACAUAAUGAUGAGUUAAAACUAAGCAAUUUGCUAAGCGACAUAAAUGAAACCACAGAUUACUUAAUGAACAAGAUAAGUAUAUCAGAAAAAAUAAUUGAAUAUGGGAACCUAAACGGCAAUUCACUCAAAACUAUUUCGGAGUCAGUGAAACAACUAUCUUAUGGAAAGAAUAUUAUUAUUGAUAAACAAAAUUAUUUAAAUGCGUUUUCAGAAAAAGUGAAAGAAUUCCCUCUUAUUAUGGCUGAACGCUUAGACAGAAUCUUUUCGAAAGUCGACAGUUCUAUGACUGAUGAGUCAAGAAACUUUGAUCGUUUGCCUGCGUCAUCUCGCGACGAUUUAGAACACGCUGUUGUGACUCUGCGGAACAAAUUUAGGUCUUUACAAGAAAGCAGCAAUCGAGAUGAACUCAGGUUGUGUAGAAAUAUACUACGCAGUGAUGAAGUCUCAACUCAAAAUAAGAAAGAGGCAACACGAGGACCCAAUAAGUACAUGUUAUCUAGUACAGGAUCGGGACUUUCUAUUCAUAUGAAAUUCCGAACACCUCUUUCAAUUGCUGCGAGAAAACCUAAUAUCCGGUCUGUAUCAAGGUUGACAAAUCAUUCACGACAACAAGAAAUAUAUAUUGAAGAUUACGCAAACCACAGAACAAGGAAGACAAGCAAGUCUCAAUUAAAAGAUGAACCCAAUUACUACCGAAACGCGGAUUAUUAUAUACAUUCACCUGAAACGACAUCUGAUAGCAGUGACUGCAUAUCUCUAUCUAGUAUAUCUGAAAUAUAA
Messenger RNA from Schistosoma rodhaini, 1044 nucleotides. NCBI's taxonomy places the organism in Eukaryota, Metazoa, Platyhelminthes, Trematoda, Strigeidida, Schistosomatidae. The record is from the annotation of a GenBank genome assembly.